AUGGAGUCCAGCGUGCCUGUGGCCAGUAAGCAGCAGGCGACGCUGUCUGUUGCGGUGCGCGUGCGGCCGCUGCUCAAGGCUGAGGGGAGUCCGAAGAAGGACAUUGUGCGAGUCAUUGACAAGAAGAUAGUGGUGGUGCUGGACCCAGAUGAGACCAAGGGCCUCAACGGCACCGUGUUCGCGUACGGCGCCACGGGGUCGGGCAAGACCCACACCAUGGUCGGCACCCCCUCCGAUCCCGGGCUGAUGGUGAGAUCCCUAGCGGAGAUCUUCCAGCAGCGGGAGGCCCUCGCCCCCGGCCGCAGCGCUGAGGAUUUCAGCGUGGUGUGCUCCUACCUGGAGGUGUACAAUGAGGUGAUCUACGACCUGCUGCUCAAGAACAGCGGCCCCCUGGAGCUGCGGGAGGACCCUGACCAAGGGGUCUGCGUGGCGGGGCUCAAGCGCAUACAGGUGUCCAGCCCAGAGGAGAUCAUGGGUCUGCUGGAGGAGGGCAACAAGCGGCGCAAGACAGACAGCACGGACGCAAACGCCACCAGCUCGCGGUCGCACGCGGUCUUGGAGAUCCUUGUGCGGCGCGUGCCGCGCGACCAAUACCGCGCGCAGGCGCUGCUGGGAAAACUCAGCCUGGUCGAUCUGGCCGGCAGCGAGCGCGCCGCGGAGACCAACAAUGUGGGCCAGAAGCUGCGCGACGGCGCCAACAUCAACCGCUCCCUGCUGGCCCUUGCCAACUGCAUCAACGCGCUCGGCAAGAACGCCAAGACCGGUGCCGCAUACGUGCCCUACCGCAAUUCAAAGCUGACAAGGCUGCUGAAGGACGGCCUAAGCGGCAACAGCCGCACCGCCAUGGUGGCCACGGUUGCGGCGGCAGGCGAUCAGUACUACAAUUCGGUCAACACAUUGAAGUAUGCAGAUAGGGCCAAGGAGAUCAAGACCCACGUGGUUCCAAACCUCGGCAGCGUCGAGCGCCACAUCAGCGAUUACCAGUCCAUCAUAGACACCCUCCAGACCGAAGUCCAGUCGCUGCGCGCCAAGCUCGCGCCAGCUGGCGAUGCAUCCUCAGGCCCGUCGUUCACGGGCAGCCCCGGCGCCGGUCCGCACGGCGCUGCCGCUCCGCGCGGCCCCGGCGCUGGAGCUGCGCAAAGCCCUGCGGACGCCGCGGGCAAGGGCGGCGCGGCGGGCGCGGGCGCGGGCGGGAGUGGGGAGGCGGACACGCUGUCGUGGCUGGACGCGCUGGCUACUGAGAUCAACGAGAACGUUGAGGAGCGCAUCAACCUGCAGAAGGCGCUGUAUGAGCUGGAGGACAUCAACGUGUGCAACAAGUACGAGCUGCAAAACAUACAGGAGAUGCUGGAUGCUGGCAGCGCCACGGAUGCGGAGCGUGCGGAGGCGCUGGAGCGGCGUGCGGCGCUGCAAGAGGAGGUGUCCGGCAAUGAGGCCGAGGCGCAGUGCUACAGGGACGACAUCGCGGCCAACGAGGCGGGGCGGCGCGAAAUCCAGGGCAAGUUGGAGGCGGCGAUCGAUGGCAGCAGCAACGCCAACUUCUUGAAGAUCCUCUCAACCUUCAGGAUACAGGCUGUUCGGCUGCAGGAGCUCAAGUUUCAGAUGGCCGUGAGAGACCAGAUCAUCUCAGAGCAGCGCGAGGUCAUCUCGAACGUGUGGCGCAUCCUGGGGGCCUCUGGCCUGACGCGGGAGGAGCUGUAA
Molecule: messenger RNA, 1701 nt
Organism: Monoraphidium neglectum
Lineage: Eukaryota; Viridiplantae; Chlorophyta; Chlorophyceae; Sphaeropleales; Selenastraceae
Exons: 16
Coding region: 1-1701 (566 amino acids)
Biological process (GO): microtubule-based movement
Molecular function (GO): microtubule motor activity; microtubule binding; ATP binding
Source: RefSeq, a predicted model, not a curated record